Molecule: messenger RNA, 4663 nt
Organism: Colossoma macropomum (tambaqui)
Lineage: Eukaryota; Metazoa; Chordata; Actinopteri; Characiformes; Serrasalmidae
Gene: mau2
Product: MAU2 sister chromatid cohesion factor
Exons: 19
Coding region: 262-2058 (598 amino acids)
Biological process (GO): maintenance of mitotic sister chromatid cohesion; mitotic sister chromatid cohesion
Cellular component (GO): SMC loading complex; chromatin
Molecular function (GO): protein binding; double-stranded DNA binding
Source: RefSeq, a predicted model, not a curated record
CAGUGAAGGGAUGUCAACACCGCACCUUAUAACACUUUUUUUGCCACGCCAUGUGAAAAGCAGCGGUGUUUAAGGGACUGGAGGUAAAGUAAAACGUAGCUAACGUCCCUUGCAUGUAAAAGCCAAGUUAUCCGUGGCGUCUGUGUGACUGAAGGUGAAAAAAAAUCGUAGCUAACGUCCCUUGAGUCCACGCAACUAAGAUUGGUCCGUGCGGCAGCUCCGUUCAGGCCGCGGCUUGUUUUUGUUGUUAUUGUCGUCAAAAUGGCGACUGGCGCUGAGGCCCCGGAGUCCUGGUACCUCGCCCUACUCGGUUUCGCCGAACAUUUUCGCACGUCAAGCCCACCGAAAAUCCGCUUGUGUGUACACUGUCUUCAGGCUGUGUUUCAGUUUAAACCUCCGCAGAGGGUAGAAGCCCGAACCCACCUUCAGCUCGGCUCGGUCUUGUACCACCACACCAAGAACAGCGACCUAGCCCGGAGUCAUCUGGAAAAAGCGUGGUGCAUCUCGCAACAAGUCCCACAGUUUGAAGAUGUUAAAUUUGAGGCUGCCAGUCUCCUCUCUGAGCUCUAUUGCCAGCAGAACUUGGUUGAUUCUGCUAAGCCUUUACUACGCAAAGCCAUCCAGAUCUCCCAACAGACCCCUUACUGGCACUGCAGAUUGUUAUUCCAGCUUGCACAACUGCACACGCUAGAGAAAGACUUAGUGUCUGCUUGUGAUCUGUUGGGUGUCGGUGCUGAAUAUGCCAGAGUCGUGGGAUCAGAAUAUACCAGAGCGCUGUUUCUUCUGAGCAAAGGGAUGUUGCUGCUGAUGGAGCGUAAACUCCAGGAGGUCCAUCCUUUGCUCACGUUGUGUGGGCAGAUCGUGGAGAACUGGCAGGGAAACCCCAUACAGAAGGAGUCCCUCCGGGUGUUUUUCCUAGUACUGCAGGUUACACAUUAUCUGGAUGCUGGACAGGUAAAGAGCGUAAAGCCAUGCUUGAAGCAGCUGCAGCAGUGUAUCCAGACCAUCUCAACACUUCACGAUGAUGAGAUCUUGCCCAGUAAUCCUGCGGACCUUUUCCACUGGCUGCCGAAGGAACAUAUGUGUGUGCUCGUCUACCUGGUGACUGUCAUGCACUCAAUGCAGGCUGGCUACCUGGAGAAGGCACAGAAGUACACAGACAAAGCUCUCAUGCAACUAGAGAAACUAAAGAUGUUGGACUGCAGUCCCAUCCUCUCUUCAUUCCAAGUCAUCUUGCUGGAGCACAUCAUCAUGUGUCGUCUGGUUACAGGCCACAAGGCGACAGCACUGCAGGAGAUUUCUCAGGUGUGUCAGCUGUGCCAGCAAUCUCCUCGCCUGUUCUCCAACCACGCUGCUCAGCUCCAUACCCUAUUAGGUUUGUACUGCAUUUCAGUGAACUGUAUGGACAACGCAGAGGCUCAGUUCACUACAGCUUUGCGGCUCACUACGCACCAGGAGCUGUGGACCUUCAUCGUGACCAACCUGGCCAGUGUCUACAUCAGAGAGGGCAACCGACACCAAGAGCUUUAUAGCCUACUAGAGAGGAUAAACCCUGACCACAACUUUCCUGUGAGUUCUCAUUGUCUGCGGGCUGCAGCCUUUUAUAUAAGAGGACUCCUCUCCUUUUUCCAGGGACGCUACAACGAGGCCAAACGCUUUCUGCGCGAGACUCUAAAGAUGUCCAAUGCUGAGGAUCUGAAUCGAUUGACUGCAUGCUCCCUUGUUCUUCUCGGACACAUAUUUUAUGUUCUGGGAAACCACAGGGAGAGCAACAACAUGGUGGUUCCAGCCAUGCAACUGGCCAGCAAGAUUCCUGACAUGUCUGUUCAGCUGUGGUCCUCUGCUCUGCUAAAAGAUCUGAACAAGGCCUGUGGGAACACGAUAGAUGCGCAUGAGGCGGCUCAGAUGCACCAGAACUUCUCCCAGCAGCUCCUGCAGGAUCACAUAGCUGCCUGCAGCCUGCCUGAACACAACCUCAUUAGUUGGACAGAUGGACCUCCACCAGUGCAGAUCCAAGCUCAGAAUGGACCCACAACCAGUCUGGCCAGCCUGCUUUGAAUAUCCAACACACAUUUUACACACUGAUGCAUACACACACCAUCUCACUCACUGUGAGCACACAAAUUGUAUAUACAGGUCAGCCUCUUCUGAGCCCUCACAAACACUCUCACACACAUACACACAUUAAAACUCAAAAGGAGAGAGGACUCCUCUGCCUUUGACCUGCAGAUUUUAUUUUAUCUUGUAUUGUUCAGAUUUUAACUUAUUCUUAUUGAACAUGGAUGCUGUUGGGGCAGCGGGAUUUUUUCAUUCAGUCUUGGAGAAUGUCUGGGGCGUCACUUUGGGCACGAUUAGUCCAAGUUUAGUGCUAAGUGCUUAUGAACCUCCACACAUGGCAAAAAACAGUUUUAUUGAGAGGCUUUGAGCAUAUGCCAUCUCAGACGUUAGUUCAGAAAAGACUUACUAUUUUAAUUGGCUGAUUGACUUCCAGGCAGGAAGUCAAUGGACGUCUAUGGACGUCUUUGACAAAGCUGUUAGUGAAGCUGUUCCUCUUCAUAUCAGUGAAAACUUCAAUUUAGUCUGAUUGGCCUAUUCUGCCAAGUGUGUACGUUCAUGUACAAACUCAGCUGGAAGAUACUUCCAACAGACCAGUGUUUUUUGUUUUUUUUUUCCCUCCAUAAUUUGUCAAUAAUUAACAUUUUUAAAAUUAAUUUAAUUCCAAUACAUUAUCCAUGACCGUAACCAGUUUAAGAUGAGACAUACUGAGGUGUGUAUUGGGUUUGCAUUGAAACAGUAAGGUGACCCAGUGAAGGGAGGUGGUUAAUUAUGCUGUAGCUGGAGACAGGCUGUUUUGGUUAACAGGCCAAAUGCUUUAAGUUAGUCUAGAGCUGAACUCAACCUAAACUAUGUUUGUCAGUUUUGUAUUACUUAUGUUUUUCAACCUAGUCUCUAUCUACCACAUCUGUCUUGAAGGGGCAUUUCACAGACUUUUCAACGAUUCUUCCUAAUUCUGUUGGUGAGAUAUAAACAAAGUCGUUCAGAGUGAUUUGAUGUGAAAUGGUUAAUUUUAGAGAAACUUACUGACUCAUAUUUUCCUUGUGAUGUUUACAAUGCAAAUAUACUCAUUCUAUUUACUAUCCAAAAUGACCAGCAAACAUACACGUGUCUUCUGAGUUUUAUAUGUUGAUCUUAACAGUUAAAUUAUGCAGCAAGUUUGGAAAAUCAGUGGAAUUCCCCUUUAAGAAAUCGUAGAAACUUUUACUCUUUAAGGCCUAUUAACACUAAAUUCAUGGACGAAAAAAAACACAAAGUUUUGAUAACAGUAGUUCAUAUUAAUGGCGUCUUUGACAUCAAGUCUGAAACUGGCAGACUGUGGCGCUGCAUAAAACUUUUAAUUAAAGCCAACUAACUAUCUGCUGUGUUGUCUGGAUGUGUUAAAAAUCAGGCUGACCAAUUAGAGCUUGGUUGUCAUGGUUGCUGUCGAAGCAAAUGUGAAUCAACGUAGCAGCAGAACAGCUCCUUUUGCUUUUGGCAGAGCACAAAACCUUAUACAACAAGUAACAUGCUGACUGUAAAAAUGCGGAACUUAAAGAAAAUAUAUAGGGGACCAAUGCUGAAAGGCUGGGAAAUUAUUGUGUGUACAACAUAACUAACUUUUUUUUAAGUUUAUUUAGGUGUUUCCCAUUCUGUUCAUGUCCAGCCUUUUUCAUAGAAUGAUUGUAGUAUGUGCGCCUUUUAGUUUCGGUGCUUAACUGUAAAGUUAUAAAUUCGCUAGAAUUUAUUCGGUAGUGAUAAAAUUUUUUUCCUCUCUUUUCUUGCGCUCAGAGUGUUUUAAAAAAAGACACACCGGAUUUUGUAAGAAGGUUUCACUACAUUACAAUUUACAUCCUUUUCCUUUACACCACCAUUUACUUGUCAGUAACUGUGAAGUGUUUCCAUAUGUUUAUAAAAGAAAAACCUGCGUAUAGUAGACAUGCAGACUUAUAAUAGAGGCCAGUGGACAGUUCUUCAACGUGAGAUGUUUGAGUCAACAUCUUGUCAAUUAUUUUCUGAGAACGAGGAAACGUGUCUGAAUUAUUGUAUAUAGUGAUCAGUUGUACAAUACAGAUGUGGCAGAAAGAGAUUAGUAUGAAAAACACUGGAGUAUUUCUUGAAAUUAAUCCUAGAAUUGGCCUGUUGGCCCACUAAUUUAUGGCAGUAGUCAGUCCCCUGUAUUCAGAGUCUUGUCUUUGAGAGCUACAGAGCAGAAAGCAGUGUUGCCUAGUCUGAAUAGGCGUAAAGAAAUAGUGGCCAAAGCAAAAGGCUGGUUUCAAAGCAGAAGAGCUUGUACGGCAGCUAAAAGCUUAGGAAUAGAACACAACAAAAUCCAUUGGGAUGUUUCAGUUUGUUGCACCUUGGGUCAAUGUGGGUCUCUGUAAUGCUGUCUAAUCCACAUCUCUAAGUAUUGUUUCAGCAUUGUUGUGAGUUUUUUUAUUAUUCUAUUUCAUCACUUAUUUUUUUUAACUGUAUCUAAAAUGAGUAACUAAAUGCAUAGUAAUCUUUCUUUUUGCAAUGUAUGUCUUGUGGGGGUACUCUGAAGUAUGUAUAGAAUUUUUCUAUUUUGAGUGCUGCAGCUCUUUUGGCAGCAUAUUAAAUUUCUUUAUCAAUGACAGUUUUAGUAAAA